AUGGCAACAGGUAUAAUGCCAUCAGGUGCUAAAACAGGUGAAGCAUUUGUACAUAAUCCAAAACUAGCUCAUGAUACAGAAGUACGUGGACAAAUUCGACUUUUAUUUCAAGAUGUUACAGGAUAUAAUGUACAAGUUCAACGUACACUUGUUGCUACACAAAAGAAAACAAAUAUUAGUUUAAGAACUCUUGAAUGUAUUAUUAUUCAUGAAGGUAUUAAUGGUGAACCACCAAUACAGAUAACAUCAAAAUGUAUUGAACUUGAUAAAGAAAUAGUCACAGCAUUUGGUGUAUCGACAGUUAUUGUUGAAAAUGUUAUUUUUUGUCAUCAAGAAGAAUCAAAUUGA
Rotaria sp. Silwood2 is the source of this 348-nucleotide messenger RNA. The record is from the annotation of a GenBank genome assembly. Lineage: Eukaryota; Metazoa; Rotifera; Eurotatoria; Philodinida; Philodinidae.